AUACAGGACCAUAGCUCUCCAGGAACAGGGUUUGAGAGCCCUGGCCUAGAGAUGGUCUGGGACAUCAGUGCAUCUGACGUUUCACUGUAGAGCUUGUUGGUAUUGUCUAUCUAGCUAGGCCUACAUAAUUCAGCUAAUGGGGUCAGUGGCAGCCUUCAUAGGACCUAUUUCAUUGUGGCAGUAACCAGUUGUUUUUGCCUUCUCUACGGACAAGACAAAACAGUGUGGACCUGCCCCUUUAAGAGAAGAGGAUUUCCAGCGAUUUGAAUGCUGCAGAUUCAGAAUCCACAGUAACCUACCUGCCAGUAAAAUAGAGCAUUCAAGAGCAGAAGCAGCAGGCAACUAACUGCACUUGCAUCACAACCACACGGUCGUGGACGGAGGAAUGGGGGGGUGUACAGCUAGUUAGAUUUCCCGAUAAGAAGGAAAAGCUCACUCCAAUUAAGAUGGUGUCGUGGAUUAUCUCCAGGAUGGUCGUCCUGGCCUUCGGGACCCUCUACCCGGCCUACUCCUCAUACAAGGCUGUCAAGACGAAGAAUGUGAAGGAAUAUGUGAAAUGGAUGAUGUACUGGAUAGUGUUUGCGUUAUUCACCACAGUGGAGACCCUCACUGACUUGUUCAUGUCCUGGUUUCCUUUCUACUUUGAGUUGAAGAUAGCCUUUGUGAUCUGGCUCCUGUCUCCGUACACUAAGGGCUCCAGCGUGCUCUACCGCAAGUUCGUCCACCCCACCUUGUCUAACAAGGAGAAGGAAAUAGACGAGUACAUCACCCAGGCCAAAGACCGUAGUUAUGAGACUAUGAUGAGGUUUGGAAAGAGGGGGCUGAACUUGGCUGCUACAGCCGCCGUCACCGCAGCUAGCAAGGGCCAGGGUGUGCUGUCGGAGAAGCUGCGUAGUUUCAGCAUGCAGGACCUGACUCUGAUCAACGAUGGGGAGGAGCUGGGCCUGCGUUCCUCUGACCCGCGCAUGAGAAGAGACCCCAUGGACGACACAGUUACUGGAAGUAGCACGCUAUCUAACACACUGCCCCGCGCCAAAGCCACACGCCAGACUCGUUCCUCCAUGGUUCCUCAUCUUGACGAAUCAUCGCAGCACAGCUCGGACCAAUCAGACACCAGGAGCAUCACCACGGAGCAUUCUGACGAGGACGUCGUGGAGAAGGCCCCCGUGAAACGCACGGCCAGUGUCAGGGCAACCAAAAAACCUGCCGCUGCCAAGACAGAGACGACUACAACUACUAAGACGGUGAAAAAGAUGCCAAAGAAGAAGACUGCCACUACAGCUAUAGCCAGCAACAACGGCGAGUCACAAUGAUACCUGAAUCUACUGUCCCGAUCUACACCCUACUGUACGCUACUACACACACACACAGACACAGCCAAGGACCUCUGGACAGUCACUCUUGCCAGUUCAGCGCAACUCACAGGUUUCGUUCUACUAUAUAUGCCCAGCUUCAUUUCAACUCACAGGUUUCGUUCUACUAUAUGUAUGGCCAGCUUCAUGUCAACAGCACUUUUUUUAUUUAACCUGCUGCUUACAUUUGAGGUUGUAUAGUCAUUGACAUCAGUGUAUGUAAGUGCAUGUUUUGUUUGAGGUG
Messenger RNA from Oncorhynchus masou masou (cherry salmon), 1596 nucleotides. Its product is annotated as receptor expression-enhancing protein 2-like. The record is from RefSeq and is a predicted model, not a curated record. The transcript has 8 exons. NCBI's taxonomy places the organism in Eukaryota, Metazoa, Chordata, Actinopteri, Salmoniformes, Salmonidae. Gene Ontology annotation, molecular function: microtubule binding; taste receptor binding. Gene Ontology annotation, cellular component: cytoplasmic microtubule; endoplasmic reticulum membrane. Bases 447 to 1313 code for a protein of 288 amino acids.